This is a messenger RNA of Triplophysa rosa, 622 nucleotides long. It is a transcript of the gene slco2a1, whose product is annotated as solute carrier organic anion transporter family, member 2A1. The record is from RefSeq and is a predicted model, not a curated record. The annotation marks the transcript as partial. Gene Ontology annotation, molecular function: prostaglandin transmembrane transporter activity. Gene Ontology annotation, cellular component: membrane. The transcript is spliced from 4 exons. NCBI's taxonomy places the organism in Eukaryota, Metazoa, Chordata, Actinopteri, Cypriniformes, Nemacheilidae. Gene Ontology annotation, biological process: sodium-independent organic anion transport; prostaglandin transport; transmembrane transport.
AUGCAGAUCUUUGUGUUGUGUCAUGGCUUGCUUCAGCUCACACAGCUUAUGUAUAGCUCUUACUUAAAGAGCACCAUCACCACAAUUGAGAGACGCUUUGGCCUGGAUAGCCUCUCCUCAGGAACCAUCUCUUCCCUCCAUGAGGUAGGGAACACAGUGUUUAUAGUAUUUGUCAGUUACAUGGGUAGUCGGGUGCAUCGCCCUCGUUUCAUUGGACUGGGUGGCCUGCUGAUGUCCAUUAGUGCCAUGAUUCUAGCGCUACCUCACUUCCUGUUGGAGCCCUAUAUGUUUGACUCUGUCCUGCAUGCAAGCAGACAGGACAUGUGCUACUUGCAAACAAAUGCAACGGGUGCCAAAGCUUGUGGUCAGGAAGAUUCACAGAAGCUUGCAGACACUAGUAAAUUUUGGGGGUUAAUGGCUUUAGCCCAACUGCUGUUUGGAAUCGGCUCUGUUCCAAUCCAACCUUUUGGAAUAUCUUACAUAGAUGACUUUGCUGGGCCAGGGAAUUCUCCUCUUUAUAUUGCUAUUCUCUUUGCUCUGUCAGUGUUUGGCCCAUCUUUUGGAUAUCUCCUGGGCUCUGUGGUUCUGAGAAUUUAUGUGGAUGUGGACCGAGCUGAUGCAG